This is a messenger RNA of Aspergillus steynii IBT 23096, 1641 nucleotides long. RefSeq names its product fatty-acid amide hydrolase. The record is from RefSeq and is a predicted model, not a curated record. The coding region runs from base 1 to 1641 and encodes 546 amino acids. The transcript is spliced from 7 exons. NCBI's taxonomy places the organism in Eukaryota, Fungi, Ascomycota, Eurotiomycetes, Eurotiales, Aspergillaceae.
AUGUCCACGCAACCAUGGCAGUUGCAAGCCCGGAAGGCUCAAGAUAUCCUCCGACAAUCAAUCCCUACUCAAUGGUUACUCCCCGUUGACCAAUUGCCUCCCGCAACCCAGAAAAAUGUCGAGGGUUUCCCUACCAAGAGCGGUCUUCUCAACGACCGGGAGCUUGACAUCACUAGCAUGACCGCGACGGCCCUCGUGGCAGGUAUGGAAACCGGAAUCCUGGGUGCAGAAGAGGUGGUCAUCGCGUUUCUAAAGCGUGCUGUCUUGGGACAUCAAUUGCUCAACUUCGCCACCGAAUUCAUGGCAGAAAAAGCCAUUUCACGAGCCAAAGAGCUUGAUGAAUACAGGAAGCGCACCGGAAAGAUCGUAGGACCGUUGCACGGCGUCCCAAUUAGUGUGAAAGAGCACAUAGGAUUCAAAGACCGCACCUGCAAUGGCGGCUACGUAGCAUGGGUGGACAACAUCGCUCCGCAAGAUGCACUGCUUCUACAGAGUCUGGAGAAGGCAGGGGCCGUGUUCCAUGUCCGAACGAAUCAGCCCCAGUCUCUCAUGCAUCUCUGUUGCAGCAAUAACAUCACCGGUACCACGACAAAUCCAUAUAACCGCACCCUUAGUCCUGGCGGCUCGUCUGGCGGCGAGGGGGCCUCGAUGGGAUUCAAAUGCGCGCCCCUUGGGAUCGGAUCAGACAUUGGAGGCUCGAUCCGGGCCCCUGCGGCGUUUUGCGGAGCUUAUGGGUUCCGACCCACGGCGCGGCGAAUCCCAGCUACUGGGGUCUUGCUCCCGGAGCCUGGCCAUGAGUCUAUCCUUGGAGUCGUUGGUCCCCUGGCAAGUCAGAGUGUCGAAGAUCUGGAGCUCUUCCAGCGGGUGGUGAUUGAUCAGGAGCUCUGGGACAUCGAGACGUCCCUGGUCCCAGUCCCAUGGAGACGAGUCACGCCGACCAGGGACAUGACCAUCGCAAUCAUGUGGGAUGACGGGUGUGUUCGCCCUCACCCACCGGUUACUCGUGCUCUUAGGCACGCCAAAGAACAGCUCCAGGCAGCAGGUAUUAGGGUUGUGGAAUGGGAGCCCUACAAGCAUGCCCAUGGCUGGAACAUUGUGUCCUCGCUUUACUUCCCCGACGCAGCCGACAGCCAGCGAGCUCUCCUCGCCCAGUCCGGAGAACCGACGCUGCCCCUGACCGAAUGGGCCUUCGGCUACAGCAGCGGCAAGACACUCACGGUAGGCGAGAACUGGGCGCUCAAUGCCGCGCGAGAUCAGUAUCGGGACGAAUAUCACGCUCUCAUGAAGUCCCGCGGCGUGGACUUCAUUCUGAGCCCGGCGUACGUGGGCACCGCCUCCGUUCUAGGCGAGUCAGAGUACUGGAAUUACACGGCCAUUUGGAAUAUCCUGGAUCAACCCGCCGUGGCGUUUCCGAGCGGCUUGGUGGUCGAUCCGGUGUUGGAUAAGGUUGAUCCCAGGUAUUCGCCAAGAGAUGUGGUGGAUGCUCGCGAGUGGCGAAAGUACAGCCCGGAAAGGUACGAGGGUGCGCCGGUGGGACUGCAACUGACGGGGAAGCAUUUCAAGGAUGAAGAGACAUUGGCUGCGGCCGGACUGGUCUCGAGGAUCCUUCUCGAUCAAGGAGACACGCUGUCGAAGCUCUAA